CUUGGGUUUAACCUGGGGUCAUACCGAUUAGUCGCCCCUCAGUUGUGUGAUAAGUAGACCUUCUUCGCUUGAGCGAAGACCUUUCAGGAGUUGUCCUCCAAUCGUUCCGUAGCUGUUUUGGCGCGACCGUUCAACAUAUUCACAUAACACUGAACUUACCCGCGUUCUUGAUAUCAUGUUUUCUCUCCGCGUUCUGGCCGUGGCCGUCUUGCUGCAACCGAUAUCUGCCAUCAAGAUCGUGGAGGACGGGGACAGAGACGGGCCCGAGGAGAUUUCAGGGGAGAGCGAGGCCGUGUGGCGGAAGAUCAUGGAGGCCAGCGCCAACGUAAUGCAGCACCAGCGCCACGCAGAGGAGGCGGCCAAGGCUGCCGCGGAGGCCAGGGCGGUCGACGAUUCGGCGUGGGAUGCAGCAGCGGCAAAGGCCGCAGCAGAUGCCAGGGCCGCAGAGCAGGCGGCGAAGGCUUUCGCGGAUGCCAAGGCUACCGAGAAGGCUGCCGCGGAGGCCACGGCGGCAGAGGAGGCGGCGAAGGCUAUCGCGGAGGCCAAAGCUGCAAACGAGGCCGCCAACGUUGCUUCAGAGGCCAGUGCAGCGGAACAGGCUGCAAAAGUUGCCGAGGAUGCCAAAGCUGAAGGGGAGGCGGCGAAGGCUACCACGGAGGCCGAGGCGGCCGAGGAGGCGGCGAGGAAUGCCGCGGCGUCGAAGGCUGUACCGGAUGCCAGGACCGCAGACGACAAGGCGAAGGCUUCCGCAGAGGCCGAGGUUGCCGAGAAGGUUGCCGCGGCCGCUAAGGCGGCAAAUGAGGCGGCGAAGGCCGCCGCAGAGGCCGAGACGGCCAUGGUGGCGGCGAGGAAGGCCGCAGCGGCAAAGGCUGCAGCGGCGGUCAAGGCCGCAGAGGAGGCGGCUGAGGCUCUCGCGGAGGCCGAGGCUGCGGAGGAGGCUGCCGCGAAGGCCACAGCUGCAGAGGAGGCGGCAAAGGCUGCAGCGCCGCCAGCACAGGCCAGAUCUGAAGAGGAGGCGGCGAAGGCUGCAGCGCCACCAGCGCCAGCGCCGAUCAUGGAGGACCGCCGUGAGAAGGGGCGGCCACAGCCUUCUCCUCCGCCGACAGCGCCCCCGACGGCGGAGCCGACAUUGCAGCCCACACCCGAGCCAACAUUCAAAUUUGAGGCGCCAGGAAUCCCUUGCUCGUGCCACGUGCCAGAGUGCUUCCAAGGAUACGACCUCAAUGGGGAUGGCUGCCUUACCCAGAACGAGUGCGACUUGCAGAUGCCCAUCUUGGAAUACUGCUUCAUGGUACCCGCAACUUGCGGGCCAGAGAAGUGGGACUUGGAUGAUGACGCUUGCAUCAACCAGACUGAGUUCCUAAUGGUUUACGAAGUUAACCAAUCAGUCUGCCCGACGGAGGUUCCCGAGCCGUGCGACGAGUGCCCUCAGGGCAAGUACAUUGUCCCGAACCCCUGCGAGUGCGUCGACUGCGUUGGCGAAACGCGCAGGCGCCGCUCCUUAGAGUGCACUUCUUGCCCGGCUCCCUUCGUGCCCUGCCAGGACCCCGACGCAGACGAGUGUUGCGACCCUUACGUCCCGACUGCCCCGGCAAACGUCCCGAGCGGAAGCACCACGAUUCCUGUGCAUGUCGCGUAUCAGACAUGUACUGAGUUCUCUCUGGGCGACAGUAUCACCAUCUCUGGAAGAUUAUCGAGCGACCCGUCUACAGUUGUCACACAUUCAACCGUCGUCAUUGGGGUUUCUCAGAUUACUGGGGGCUACGAACUCGAUCUUAACGACCCGCUCCCAGGAAACUUUCAAUAUGACACGACGGUUCAGCAGACUUGCACAUCCACUGACGGAACUCAGGUGAGCGGCUCCUUCUCUCCCUUUUCUGGUGGCUGUUGCUGCGCAUGUGGCACUGAUUGUUGCGAGACCACUGAGGUGUGCACUCUAUCCCCCAACGGCACUGGUGUGUGCUCCAAUGCUGGCCCGUACCCCCAAUUCUCGACUCCAGCCCCAACCGUGGGGGCCAAGGGCGACCCACAUUUGGUCAACCUACAAGGGGAGCACUUCGACAUCAACCACGAAGGCACGUUCACACUGCUCCGUUUCCCACAGGCUGCCGAGAAGCCGGCCGAGUUCUCUUUCCAAGCAGUCGUCCAGCCAGACGUGGGGAAGCCGUGCACCACGUACAUCACGCACGUGGAGCUCUCGGGCGCCUGGCUCGGCGGCAAGACCGUGGAGAUUCGCUGCUACCGCAAGUCGCAUUCGAAUGACACCGACGCGUUCUUCGGUGCGCGGCUGCUAGAGGGCAAGAGUGAUUCCCCCUGGCAGACCAUCGACGAGUUCGAGACGAAGGACAUUGCGCUCUCCGCUUCGGAAUCGGACAUCGAGGUUUCGCUAGACAAGGCGACCUGGUUCCCCAAGAAGCGCUCAAAGGCGGGGCCGACUGCGGCUGGUAUGGUCACCCUCUCUCUGCGCAACAAGAAAAGCCCGAUUGGCGCGAAGAUCACCGUUCGCCAGGACUUGCCCGAGCAGGAGCACCUCAACGUGGCAGUGCGGCAGUUGUCUCAGCUUGGCCGCGUGGAUGUCGGCGGCCUGCUCGGUUUCGACGCACACCCAGAGAGCCUCGAGCGCCCUUCUGCCGCGUGCGUCCAUCACAGAGCCACCGCGCGCUACCGCAUCGAGAGCCAGGACGAUGUGGACCACGGCUACUACUUCAGGCCUGCGUGGAAGGACCGUUGGGACAAGGCUCGCACAGGGGGGCGCUCGCGGGACAACGAGGCGGCCGCCAGCCUCAUGGGCAGGUACGAUGGCAAGAGCGGCCUGGGCCUGGACAACAAGAUGUGCAAGUGCCCGAGCGCUCCUCACGGUGGCAGCGCCACUGGCAGCAUCGAAGGAGUACUCGUCGAAGAGGCGAGCUUCAUCUUCGGCAAGGCGUCUUGGGAGUAGCUCGCACCUCUGAGCCGCGUCGCUCCGGUAUGAUGUUUGCUGCCGACGGCACCCUACCUCGUCCUACAUCCUGCCUCCUUCCUCACCCCCCUCCCUCGUGCCAGCCGAUCCCGUCCACCCCGGCGAGCUGGUGAGCCGGUGUUCGCCCGAGGACCCCGCAGAGCACACAUACCUUACCACCCUUUGGGUGAUAAGGGGGUUGCGGGGGUAGUGGCGUCGUCUUUGAUUUGCCAUGGACGCAAUUCAACUCCUGAGAAAUUUGAUUUGCAUCGCAGUCACUUCCUGAGAAAAGCAAACAUUGCUGAACACGCCUGGCCAGUCGCCAGCGUGGCAGCGCAGGCCUCCAGAUCUCUCAUUCCGACGACGGGACGGGCCG
This is a messenger RNA of Prorocentrum cordatum, 3314 nucleotides long. NCBI's taxonomy places the organism in Eukaryota, Dinophyceae, Prorocentrales, Prorocentraceae. The record is from the annotation of a GenBank genome assembly.